GGGAGGUAAGUGCGCGCGCGCCUGCUCGCCUGCAGCCGAGGAGUCGCUCGGGGCGGGGCCGCGUGCGCGGGGUCGGGGGCGCGCGACCGAAGCGGACAAGGGACGCGGCGGCGGUUGGCUGUGUCUGUUGAGAGAGUACAGGACAGCCAGGACCGCGAGAGGCGGCGGCGAAGGCAGUAGUUGCACCGGCAGAGGCGGCCGCUGGCAGCGGUUGAGGCGGCGGUCCAACGCGUGCUCUCUGGGCGGGGUGCGGCGGGGGAUGUGCCUGCUCAGGCCGGGCGGAGUCUCUCUGACAGGGCGGGGGAUGCGCCGCGGCCGCUCGCCCGGACCCUGAGGCUGCUGGGCCCACCCCACCCUCCCGGAACCGUCCGACCCUCGGUGGCCUCGGCCUCUUCUGCCAUCUCCGGUCCGACCCUGGGGCGGAGGGUGGAAGGCAGCUUCCGUCGAAGAGGAGGGGGCUGCGGUGGCCACCGCGGCGGAGCCCGAGGCUGUGGUGCAGUGGUGAAGUCAUAGCUUACUGCAGCCUUGAACUCCUGGGGUCCAAUGAUCCUCCUGCCUCAGCCUGCCAAGUAGCUAGGACUACAGUGUACAUCAUUGACCGGAGAAGGGAGACUGGAUAACUGUGGAUAAAUGAGCAUAGACAUACAUUUAUUUUACCAAGAAAAUGGUUUGCACGACUUUGAACAUGUACUAUCCAUGCUGAUGGGACAGGAUCCAAUAUGAAUAUAAAUGAUGGAGGAAGACGACGCUUUGAAGAUAAUGAACAUACAUUACGGAUAUAUCCUGGGACUAUUUCAGAAGGGACAAUCUACUGUCCGAUUCCUGCCAGAAAAAACUCCACAGCUGCUGAGGUGAUUGAGUCUCUUAUAAACAAACUUCAUCUUGACAAAACAAAAUGUUAUGUUCUAGCAGAGGUAAAGGAAUUUGGUGGAGAAGAAUGGAUUCUCAAUCCAACAGAUUGUCCAGUUCAGCGAAUGAUGUUGUGGCCCCGAAUGGCUCUGGAAAAUCGCUUAAGUGGAGAGGACUACCGCUUCCUUCUGAGAGAGAAAAACCUUGAUGGAUCAAUCCAUUAUGGUAGCCUGCAGUCAUGGCUACGGGUAACAGAAGAACGUCGCAGGAUGAUGGAACGGGGUUUUCUUCCACAGCCUCAACAGAAAGACUUUGAUGAUUUAUGUAGUUUACCUGAUUUGAAUGAGAAAACUCUCUUAGAAAAUCUACGAAAUCGCUUUAAGCAUGAAAAAAUUUAUACCUAUGUUGGCAGUAUUCUAAUAGUUAUUAACCCAUUCAAGUUUCUUCCUAUUUAUAACCCCAAAUAUGUCAAAAUGUAUGAUAACCACCAACUGGGAAAACUUGAGCCCCACAUUUAUGCUGUGGCUGAUGUAGCUUAUCAUGCCAUGCUUCAGCGCAAAAAGAAUCAGUGCAUCGUGAUUUCAGGAGAGAGUGGUUCUGGGAAGACUCAAAGCACAAACUUUCUUAUUCACCACCUUACUGCUCUCAGUCAGAAAGGAUUUGCCAGUGGAGUAGAACAGAUUAUUCUUGGAGCUGGACCAGUACUUGAGGCCUUUGGAAAUGCAAAGACAGCUCAUAAUAACAAUUCAAGUCGUUUUGGGAAGUUUAUUCAAGUAAAUUACCAGGAAACAGGCACUGUACUUGGUGCCUAUGUUGAAAAAUAUCUACUGGAGAAGUCCAGACUCGUUUAUCAGGAGCAUAAUGAACGGAACUAUCAUGUAUUCUAUUACCUCCUGGCAGGAGCAAGUGAAGAUGAGAGAUCAGCAUUCCAUCUUAAGCAACCAGAGGAAUAUCAUUAUCUCAAUCAGAUAACAAAGAAACCCCUCAGACAGAGCUGGGAUGAUUAUUGCUAUGACUCUGAGCCGGAUUGCUUCACGGUGGAAGGAGAAGAUUUGAGACAUGACUUUGAGCGCCUACAACUUGCCAUGGAAAUGGUAGGAUUUCUUCCCAAGACACGAAGACAGAUUUUCUCUCUUCUCUCAGCCAUACUACAUUUGGGUAAUAUCUGUUACAAAAAGAAGACAUACCGGGAUGACUCCAUUGAUAUCUGUAAUCCUGAAGUUCUGCCUAUUGUCUCAGAAUUAUUAGAGGUUAAAGAAGAGAUGCUAUUUGAAGCUUUAGUUACAAGGAAGACGGUGACAGUGGGAGAAAAGCUUAUUUUGCCAUACAAGUUGGCAGAGGCUGUGACAGUGAGGAACUCCAUGGCUAAGUCUCUAUAUAGUGCCCUGUUUGACUGGAUAGUUUUUCGAAUUAAUCAUGCACUUCUGAAUAGUAAAGAUUUAGAGCAUAAUACCAAGACAUUGUCUAUUGGUGUUCUUGAUAUUUUUGGGUUUGAAGAUUAUGAAAAUAACAGCUUUGAACAGUUCUGUAUUAAUUUUGCUAAUGAACGUUUACAGCACUACUUUAAUCAGCAUAUCUUUAAAUUGGAACAAGAGGAAUAUAGAACUGAAGGUAUCAGCUGGCACAACAUAGAUUACAUUGAUAAUACCUGCUGCAUAAAUCUUAUUAGCAAAAAACCAACAGGACUGCUUCAUCUUUUGGAUGAAGAAAGCAACUUUCCACAGGCUACAAAUCAAACAUUGCUAGACAAGUUUAAGCGUCAACAUGAAGAUAAUUCUUACAUCGAAUUUCCAGCCGUGAUGGAGCCUGCUUUCAUUAUAAAACAUUAUGCUGGAAAAGUAAAAUAUGGGGUAAAGGAUUUCCGGGAAAAAAAUACAGAUCAUAUGCGCCCAGACAUUGUAGCUCUUCUGAGAAGCAGCAAGAAUGCAUUUAUCUCUGGGAUGAUUGGAAUUGAUCCUGUAGCUGUUUUCCGAUGGGCAAUUCUCCGAGCUUUUUUCAGAGCCAUGGUUGCUUUCAGGGAAGCUGGGAAAAGAAACAUUCACAGAAAAACUGGACAUGAUGAUACAGCGCCAUGUGCAAUUUUGAAAAGUAUGGAUAGUUUUAGCUUUCUCCAACACCCAGUCCACCAGAGGAGCUUAGAGAUUCUGCAGAGAUGCAAGGAAGAGAAGUACAGUAUAACCCGGAAAAAUCCCAGAACACCUCUUUCUGAUCUCCAGGGCAUGAAUGCUCUAAAUGAAAAAAACCAACAUGAUACAUUUGAUAUUGCCUGGAAUGGCAGAACUGGGAUUCGCCAGAGCAGACUAUCAAGUGGCACCUCCUUGCUUGAUAAAGAUGGAAUAUUUGCUAAUUCAACUAGCAGCAAACUCCUGGAGAGAGCCCAUGGAAUUCUCACGAGAAACAAAAAUUUCAAAUCCAAGCCUUCCCUUCCAAAGCACUUGCUAGAAGUAAAUUCUUUAAAGCACCUGACAAGACUGACACUACAAGAUCGCAUUACCAAGUCUCUUCUUCAUUUACACAAGAAGAAAAAACCUCCCAGCAUCAGUGCCCAGUUUCAGGCAUCAUUAAGCAAGCUAAUGGAAACACUUGGUCAAGCAGAACCAUAUUUUGUAAAAUGCAUUCGCUCUAAUGCUGAAAAGCUGCCCUUAAGGUUCAAUGAUGUCUUGGUACUUAGACAGCUUCGAUACACCGGGAUGCUGGAAACAGUUCGAAUUCGCCAAUCAGGAUACAGCUCCAAAUAUUCUUUCCAGGAUUUUGUGAGCCACUUCCAUGUACUUCUUCCCCGAAAUAUUAUUCCAUCCAAAUUUAACAUUCAGGAUUUCUUCAGGAAAAUAAAUCUUAAUCCAGAUAAUUAUCAAGUUGGAAAAACCAUGGUCUUUCUAAAGGAGCAGGAACGACAGCACUUACAAGAUCUGCUUCACCAAGAGGUGCUCCGCAGAAUCAUAUUGUUGCAGCGAUGGUUCAGGGUCUUGCUGUGUAGGCAGCAUUUCCUCCAUCUGAGACAAGCAUCUGUUAUUAUCCAGAGAUUCUGGAGGAAUUACCUAAAUCAGAAGCAAGUCAGAGAUGCAGCUGUGCAGAAGGAUGCUUUUGUUAUGGCUAGUGCAGCUGCUCUUCUCCAAGCUUCCUGGCGUGCUCACUUAGAGAGGCAGCGGUACUUGGAGCUACGGGCUGCAGCCAUCGUUAUCCAGCAGAAAUGGAGAGAUUACUAUAGGCGCAGGCACAUGGCUGCCAUUUGCAUACAAGCAAGAUGGAAAGCCUACAGGGAAAGUAAAAGGUACCAAGAACAAAGGAAAAAAAUUAUCCUUUUGCAAUCAACAUGUAGAGGAUUCAGAGCAAGACAAAGAUUUAAAGCUUUAAAAGAACAAAGGCUAAGAGAAACAAAACCAGAAGUUGGAUUGGUGAAUAUUAAGGGAUAUGGAUCUCUGGAAAUUCAGGGUUCAGACCCUUCAGAAUGGGAGGAUUGUUCCUUUGACAACAGAAUAAAAGCCAUAGAGGAAUGUAAAUCUGUAAUAGAGAGUAAUCGAAUUAGCUGUGAAAGUUCAGUGGACUGCUUGAAGGAGUCACCAAACAAACAGCAGGAGAGAGCCCAAAGCCAGAGUGGUGUGGACUUGCAGGAAGAUGUGCUUGUAAGAGAGAGACCCAGAUCCUUGGAGGAUCUCCAUCAGAAAAAAGUAGGCCGGGCUAAGAGAGAAAGUAGGAGAAUGAGAGAACUAGAGCAAGCUAUAUUUAGCUUAGAAUUGCUGAAAGUUCGUUCUCUUGGUGGUAUUUCUCCUUCAGAGGAUCACAGAUGGUCUACAGAAUUGGUGCCUGAAGGCCUUCAAUCUCCACGGGGUACACCUGAUAGUGAGAGCUCUCAAGGAAGCUUGGAACUUCUGAGCUAUGAGGAAAGCCAAAAGAGCAAACUAGAGUCUGUCACUUCAGAUGAAGGAGACUUGCAGUUUCCAUCACCUAAGAUAUCCAGCAGUCCAAAAUUUGAUUCACGGGACAAUGCCCUCAGUGCCUCAAAUGAGACUAGCAAUGCAGAGCAUUUGAAGGAUGGAACUAUGAAGGAAAAGGUGGUCUGCAGUUCUGAGUCUAUUACCUGUAAACCACAGCUGAAAGACUCCUUCAUUUCAAAUAGUCUACCUACUUUUUUUUAUAUCCCCCAACAAGACCCACUGAAAACAAAUUCCCAACUAGACACAAGUAUCCAAAGCAACAAACUAUUGGAAAAUGAAGACACAGCGGGGGAAGCUCUUACUUUGGUUAUCAACAGGGAAACUAGAAGGUAUCACUGCUCAGGAAAAGAUCAGAUUGUUCCUUCUUUGAAUACAGAGUCUUCUAAUCCUGUGCUUAAGAAGUUAGAAAAGCUAAACACUGAGAAGGAAGAAAGGCAAAAACAGUUGCAGCAACAGAAUGAAAAAGAGAUGAUGGAACAGAUUCGCCAGCAAACAGAUAUUUUAGAGAAGGAGCGCAAAGCCUUCAAGACAAUUGAAAAGCCAAGAAUUGGAGAGUGUUUGGUGGCACUAUCUUCCUAUCAGUCAAAGCAAAGAGUAGAGAGGCCAUCCUCUGUCCUCAGCUUAAAUACCUCAGAUAAGGGAGAACUUAAUGUACUGGGGUCCCUAUCAUUAAAAGAUGCAGCUCUUGCCCAAAAAGACAGUUCCUUUGCUCACUUACCCCCAAAGGACCGACCUGUCACCGUGUUCUUUGAAAGAAAAGGAAGUCCAUGCCAAUCUAGUACUGUCAAGGAAUUAUCCAAGACAGACAGAAUGGGCACCCAGCUGAAUGUAGCCUGUAAACUCUCUAAUAAUCGCAUUUCAAAAAGAGAACACUUUAGGCCAACUCAGUCUUACAGCCACAAUUCUGAUGACCUUUCCAGAGAGGGAAAUGCUAGGCCCAUUUUCUUCACUCCAAAGGACAAUAUGAGUAUUCCCCUUGUCAGCAAAGAAGCCUUAAACAGUAGAAAUCCUCAACUCCAUAAAGAAGAUGAACCAGCAUGGAAACCUGUGAAGUUAGCUGGGCCAGGCCAAAGAGAGCAGGUUGCCAGACCGGCCCAUAAAAAGAAAGCUCGAAUGGCGCGGACGCGCUCCGAUUUCUUGACUAGAGGUACUUUUGCCGAUGGGGAGGGGGAUACAGAGGAAGAUGAUUACGAUGACAUUAUUGAGCCCCUUCUCUCCCUUGACCAAGCUUCUCACUGUGAGCUAGGGCCUGCACCCACCCUGGGUCAGGCCUCUCACAGUGACUCCGAAAUGACAUCACAGCGAUUUUCGUCAGUUGAUGAACAAGCAAAACUUCAUAAGACUAUGUCUCAAGGAGAGAUUACCAAGUUGGCAGUGAGACAGAAGGCUUCAGAUUCAGAUAUAAGACCUCAGAGAGCUAAGAUGAGAUUCUGGGCCAAAGGGAAACAAGGGGAGAAGAAGACUACCAGAGUGAAACCUACUACCCAGUCAGAGGUUUCGCCAUUCUUUGCAGGCACAGAUGUGAUUCCAGCUCAUCAGUUUCCAGAUGAAUUAGCUGCAUAUCACCCAACACCUCCUUUGAGCCCAGAACUGCCCGGCAGUUGCCGGAAGGAAUUCAAAGAGAACAAAGAACCUUCUCCAAAGGCUAAGCGCAAGCGAAGUGUGAAGAUUAGCAACGUGGCUUUGGAUUCUGUGCAUUGGCAAAAUGACUCUGUCCAGAUCAUAGCAAGUGUCAGUGAUUUAAAAAGCAUGGAUGAAUUUCUUCUGAAAAAGGUGAAUGACCUAGAUAAUGAAGACAGCAAGAAGGAUACACUAGUGGAUGUUGUAUUUAAAAAGGCCCUGAAGGAAUUUCGGCAGAAUAUCUUCAGCUUUUAUUCAUCUGCAUUGGCGAUGGAUGAUGGGAAAAGCAUACGGUAUAAAGACCUCUAUGCACUAUUUGAACAGAUUUUGGAAAAGACGAUGAGGCUUGAGCAGCGUGAUUCACUGGGUGAAUCUCCAGUGAGAGUUUGGGUCAACACUUUUAAAGUGUUUUUAGAUGAAUAUAUGAAUGAAUUCAAGACUUCAGAUUGCACAGCCACAAAGGUGCCAAAAACAGAAAGAAAGAAAAGAAGGAAAAAAGAAACUGAUUUGGUGGAAGAACACAAUGGUCACAUCUUUAAAGCCACCCAGUAUAGCAUCCCUACAUACUGUGAAUACUGUUCUUCUUUGAUAUGGAUAAUGGACCGAGCCUCUGUUUGCAAAUUAUGCAAGUAUGCUUGCCAUAAGAAGUGCUGUCUGAAAACCACAGCCAAGUGCUCUAAAAAGUAUGAUCCAGAGCUGUCAUCUCGACAAUUUGGGGUUGAACUGUCCCGUUUGACCAGUGAAGACCGAACUGUUCCUUUAGUAGUGGAAAAGCUCAUAAACUACAUUGAAAUGCAUGGACUGUAUACAGAAGGUAUUUAUCGAAAGUCUGGUUCGACUAAUAAAAUCAAGGAGCUUCGGCAGGGUCUAGAUACAGAUGCUGAGAGUGUAAAUCUAGAUGACUAUAACAUACACGUCAUUGCAAGUGUAUUCAAACAAUGGCUUCGAGAUUUGCCCAAUCCUCUCAUGACCUUUGAACUCUAUGAGGAAUUUCUUCGAGCUAUGGGCCUUCAGGAGAGGAAGGAGACAAUCCGUGGUGUAUACUCUGUGAUUGAUCAACUCUCCCGAACUCAUCUCAAUACACUGGAACGCCUCAUCUUUCAUCUAGUCAGGAUUGCUCUGCAGGAAGACACUAAUCGAAUGUCUGCUAAUGCUUUGGCCAUUGUGUUUGCGCCCUGCAUUCUCCGCUGCCCUGACACCACUGACCCACUACAAAGUGUACAGGACAUCAGUAAGACUACCACUUGUGUGGAGCUGAUCGUUGUGGAACAAAUGAAUAAAUACAAGGCUCGUCUCAAAGAUAUCAGUAGCUUGGAAUUUGCUGAGAAUAAGGCAAAGACCAGGUUGUCACUGAUUCGUAGAUCAAUGGGAAAGGGGCGUAUUCGUCGAGGAAACUAUCCAGGUCCAUCGUCUCCUGUUGUAGCUCGGUUGCCUUCUGUGUCUGAUGUCUCAGAGGAGACCUUGACUAGUGAGGCAGCCAUGGAGACUGACAUCACAGAACAGCAGCAAGCAGCUAUGCAGCAGGAGGAGAGAGUACUGACUGAGCAGAUUGAGAACCUACAGAAGGAGAAGGAGGAGCUAACAUUUGAGAUGCUUGUACUGGAACCCCGUGCCUCUGAUGAUGAAACCCUUGAGUCUGAGGCCUCCAUUGGGACUGCUGAUAGCUCAGAAAAUUUGAAUAUGGAGUCUGAAUGUGCUAUUUCUGAGAAAUCAGAAAGAAGCUUAGCCCUUAGCUCCCUGAAGACAGCUGGCAAGUCUGAACCUUCCAGCAAGUUGCGAAAGCAACUUAAAAAGCAGCAAGACUCUUUAGAUGUCGUGGACUCUUCGGUCUCCUCUUUAUGUCUGUCUAACACGGCAUCAUCUCAUGGGACCAGAAAACUAUUUCAGAUUUAUUCCAAAUCUCCAUUCUACCGAGCUGCCUCAGGUAAUGAGGCCCUGGGAAUGGAAGGACCAUUGGGCCAGACCAAAUUCCUGGAAGACAAGCCUCAGUUCAUCAGCAGAGGAACCUUCAACCCGGAAAAGGGCAAACAAAAAUUAAAGAAUGUGAAAAACUCACCUCAGAAAACCAAAGAGACCCCAGAGGGGACAGUCAUGUCUGGCCGCAGAAAAACUGUGGACCCAGACUGCACCUCCAACCAACAGCUAGCACUCUUUGGAAAUAAUGAAUUUAUGGUCUGAACCGGCAGAUGUGUGUCCCUCCGUGGCUACAGAGUGGUAGAGUGGUAAACACAUCUCACCUUUGGGGCUGCGUUUCAUCACCUCGUCCACAAUAGUCAAUCCUAAUUGUGGUCCUGCCUCUUUUCUAAGCAUAUGGCUAAGACUGUAUGUGCUGAAUUCCUGGGCCUCCUGCAGAAGCAGAAAGCCUGCUGGGGAUGGUGCCAGCUGUGCCUUGGCUGCUGUAUUUGAAUUGAGAUUUUACUAUACAAAGCCACCUAGGGCCUGGGGAUUUGGGUCAGUUGUAGUUGCCUCUCCCCCACCCUCUUUUCCCUUCCCAAAGGUGGGUGUUGAACUAGGGGGGAUAUUGCUGUCCUGAGGGACCCUCUCAUUUCUGACAUUUGAAGAAAACGUAUAAAUCUUUCUUAACCGUGAAAGCAAAAGCCUUUGGGUUUAUUUUGGGAUAGUUAGGAGCUAGGGUAGAAUAUAAUUUUUUUCCAAAAACUUACAAACAAAAAGCCUAAUCCCUCUAUUUUAAGAUUUCUGAAAAAACACUCCAUGUUAUAUUCUGGGGAAAGCAAAAAAAAGAAACAAAAAAAAAAAAACGUGAUUGUUUCCAUUAAGCCAUCAGAGCGUGUCUCCUCAGAUAUCUUGUUAUACAGUGAAGAAGAGAAUACCUAUUUUGUUUUUUUGAUGAUGUUUGAUGUCAUAAUAAUCAGUGCUGGUUUAACUCCUGUUUAGUUCCUGCCAAAUACAUUGCAUGGGCUGAAGUGUCAGUAGCCAUACUGUUCUCAUGUUUCUUGGUCCUAGGAUCAGAUUCUUCUACAUUAGUUUUUAGUUUCCCAGAGACAUGGUGAUCCCUAAACUUAUGAAGGUUUCAUCCUAAGCCAUUCAGGCUUUUCUCUUUGUAUAGAUUAAACCGAAAACCGCAUAUGAGCCUGUUCAUCUGCUGGUGGAUUCCCACCACAGACUCAAACAAAUAAUGUGACCGUUUAGUUAGUUAGUUUCCAAAAACAUUCACAUACAAUAUUGCAUGAAUAAGAGGUGUUACAGAAAGCUGCCAAAAAAUAAAAAGGUUUUUAAUAUGACCUAUCUAACUUUUAUCUUCCUUUUCUCAGACCAUCAGUAUUAAAUCAAUGGAAAAAAAUCAAGGACUACUUGAAGCUAUUUUUGUUAAUAUUCUGGUUACUGAAGUUUAUUGUAAAUAUGUAUGUAUAGUAGGCAUAUUUCUUUUUAACCUUGUGCUUCCCUCCUUCCCAUGGAAUUUCUUCCCACAGAUUAGGGGCCACUGGACAGGGGGAUGAGAGCCAUUCAUUCAUCCCUGGGUUGAGGGAAUUAGUAAGACAUCAUUUUCACCACUGGGUGGUCUUCAUACACAUGAGGAGUUAUAAUAGCAUUUUAAGUAUCUUAGCAUUUGUGGGAUUAGAAAUCUGUUUUUGCUAUUUAUAAUAUAUGAAAAAUGAAACAUGAUAGCCUUUCUUGAGAUAAGUAUGUGAAAUGUUUAUUUUUAAAGUUACUAAAUGCAUCUUGUCUUGCUACUACAUGCACUGCUCUGAAAAAGAGCCUUUACCAUCUAUAACCUGUAUUUUGGUUAUUCUUCCUUUUCAUACUUCUUUGAAGUUGUGGAAAUAUUAAGUCUUUUGUUAAGGCAGAGUCUCUCCUGUUACACAACACUGAACCUCAUGCCACUGCCUCAGUGGUUAUUGGCCAGCCCCAGAGGUUAGACUUGGAGCAUAAUUCUGAGUGGCAGCUAAAGGUAGCAGGAGUCUUACCUCUCCCUACUUUGGGUUCAGAAUUGAGCCAGAGAAAGGAAGCUAUUAAAAUCUCCAGAAUAAUGAUGGUUAAUGAGCAAAUGUUAUGCUUUAUAUCCCACAGACAUCUGCCACCUUGUUCAUCUUGUCCUGAGGAGUAAUAAAUAAUGUUAAGCUUUUAAAAAUCUGAAUUUCAGAGAAUCUCCUAGAGGAUAGAGGAAAACCCCUCAGCAUGGUGUGUCAGGGUGGGAUUGCUGGUUCCUCAGCCCCGUGCCAGGUUGCACAGUCUGUGUUUCAGUGUUCUUGGGAGAGUAGUGUACUGCUGGGCAUUAAUUGUUACUCUGCACUUGCUCCAGAAUGUUGGUUAAAUCCUGUAUGAAAAAAAGAGAUUGCCCUUAUGGAAUAAUUUCCUGUGGCCCAGGGGAAUGGCCAGAAGAACACAUGUUGGCACAUGUUCUUCCUUCUAAAUCUUUGUGGGGCUUUUUUGGCAAAAUAAGUUUUUUGGCAGUUAAAAAACGACUGAUGUAGGUCACUUUAAAGGAACUAGGUGAUGGAUGUUAAGAGACUUUAUAAUUUUUCUCAGGGACCUGAAACUCCAAUUUGGAUAAAAUUCAAUUAAAAAAAAAAACACUUGUUUUUUCAGUUGCUAGAUUUGUGGAUUUCUAGUAAUUUAAUCUGCCAGGAUUGGGGUGGGUGGGUGAGAAGAAGAGAUCCACAAAAUGAUAAGAGUGGAGAGCAGUGUGGGGCCCUCCCUUUGAGGGAAAGCCGUUGUUUACAUAGGGUAGUAGGCCUUGUUGGCCUGAUCAAGAGAUGAAGCCAUAACUCUUAAAAACCUUCAGAACCAAACGCUGUGUCUGCAUCCAUCUGUUCUCACUGGCCCUCUGCAUGGUAAUGUCACCACAAAGUGAUGCCGCAUUACAAUCACUUACUUAUGAAACUGUUAGCCCUUAAUAUGCAUCACAUUUGUGGUUCCAUAGUGCUUCUCCUUUGCUUGUUUGAUCUCUGCAUGGCAGCAGUGGGGCAGCUCCACAUUUGGAGCCCAUACUCCAAAAUGCAGAGCACUCUUCUCACAGCACACAUUCCCAGCCCCAAACAAAACCUGAAUUUUCAACUCUGCCCAUUAAAGUGAAUGUAUCCCUGUAAUUUAGUAUGUACUUAUUAUGGAAAAUGUAACAAAAGCAGAGAAGUGUGAUUUCAUUCUGUAUCACAAAUUGAAGCAAAUCAACAGCAAAUACAGCAGGAUUCAGGGAGGCUUAGUUUACAACGUACUUUGUACCUUCUGCCAUUUAAAUUAUUUUGCCACUCUGGGCUUCUGAAAACACAAAGGGAGAUACAGCCCUCCAACUAUGAGCCUUGCAGAGAGAGACAAAAGGGCCAGAGGUCCUGGGAUGGAAUACUAGAGCCCCCACCUUCUCAUGCUUUGGAAACCUGCCAGAGCGCUUACCCUGCUGGAAGAUUAAUGAAGACUCCGUUCUGCGUUUCAUAACAGUAGAGUUGUUUUCUCCAUCAAAAACAGAGGGUCACAGAAAUGUGCUGAAAAGAUGUGGUCCAGCAAGAUUCUGUAGUCCCACCUCAGGGCCUGUGGGCUGUGUUUUUAACUGUAACAAGCACUUUGGUAAACUAGAAAGAAGAAAGGAUUCUCAGGAUGUGUUCAAAGCUAAGAGAGUUUUCAUUUUAAAAAGAAACAUACUCACUCCAUGGCUUUCCUCAUCCUCCUCUCUUUUUUCUUCUUGGUGGGAAGCUGGAUGCGGGGCAUGCAUCAUUCUUUAUGGACAAAUGUGUUACGUCCACCCAUACUCUUGUGACAACUCCCCAGCACUGUCCUGCAAUACCAUGCUGGCCUUGGUAUUAAAACUCCUUGGUAUCCGUGAGAGUCCUCUUUUUCUAUGCCCUAGACUACUUUUAACCACUUUUCUCUGGAAUGACUCCCACAUUUGAUUGGGUGUUGAAAGGGUAACAGCAAAAUGAUGAUUGUGGAGAUGGAUCUAUUAGGUCUCAUGUUGGUCCCCUGGUUGAAACUAUUUUCAAAAAAGCCCCAACAAUGGGCCUGUCACCUUGCUAGUCAUCCAUUCUUAAUGCCUAUUUAUCAGCCCUCUGAGGUCAUAUAAAAGUUGCACCUUUUGAACCAAGUAUUUGUAUUUACUAUGGGAAAGGUGUGGACUACAGAUUAGUAUUAUAUUAUUUUAAUGGAUUUUAAGUAAUUUAUAAGUAUGCUGAGUGUAAAUUUUUUUAAAAAACUGUAUUAUAAAAGGACAUAUCCUGUGAAAUAUAACAUUUUACUGUUUAAUAGAAUAAUUCUAUGAGAAGAAUGAUUUAUCUCACCCACGGAACUGAUUACAUUCCGGAUGCAAUCAAUAGGCACUUUGUAAUUUCCUUUUUGUUUUUUUUUUCUUUGCCGGGGGGUUGAGGGGUAACAAGAUAUCAUCUGUAUAAAGUGCAGUUUGUGUCACUCAAAAUAUGCACUGUAUGGCUACACAAAAGCAGCUUGAUGAACAAAUCACCCCAUGGCUCAUUAAAGAACAAAGCUUCCAGAAGCA
Messenger RNA from Gorilla gorilla gorilla (western lowland gorilla), 12846 nucleotides. It is a transcript of the gene MYO9A, whose product is annotated as myosin IXA. The transcript has 45 exons. Gene Ontology annotation, cellular component: myosin complex; axonal growth cone; actin filament. Bases 720 to 8582 code for a protein of 2620 amino acids. Gene Ontology annotation, molecular function: GTPase activator activity; actin filament binding; microfilament motor activity. Lineage: Eukaryota; Metazoa; Chordata; Mammalia; Primates; Hominidae. The record is from RefSeq and is a predicted model, not a curated record. Gene Ontology annotation, biological process: establishment of epithelial cell apical/basal polarity; positive regulation of GTPase activity; intracellular signal transduction.